AUGUCUAAAACGGACGUCACACUCGUCGGGGUCGGCAACAUCGGCGCCGCCAUGGUGAACAUCUGGCGCGAGUCCGGGCUGACGGUCACGAUGUGGAACAGAAACCCCGAGCGGCCGAGCCUUAUGGGGCUCGUCGACAUGGGCGCCGUGUUCGAACUUAACCUGCGCACCGCUAUCCUCCGCAGCGACACCAUCGUCAUAUGCGUCUCCAACUACGACAACAUCAAGGAGCUCCUCUCGCCCAUCCUGCCUCUGGACGGUGCCGGGCGAUCCAUGACGGUCAUCAACAUCACCACCGGCACCUCCAAUCAAGCCCGCGAGAUGGAAAGCUGGCUGAAAUCCAACGGCGUCGCGAGGUACUUUGACGGCGCGAUCAUGGUCACCCCUGAACUGGUCGGGACCGAGCAUUCGUCGAUGUACUUCAGCGGGGAGAACGAAGCCGAGUUGUCCAAAGUGGCCGCGAUUCUCGAACCGCUUGGCAAGUACCAUUACGUCGCCGAGGACUCCGGCGCGGCAAGCCUUUGGGACAUCGCCGCCCUCGCCGCCAUGAACGGCAUGUUCACCGGUGCUAUUGUUGCGAUGAACCUGCUCAAGCGGCAGCGACCCGAUAAGGGAGCCAAGGGAGCGCCCUCUACAGAGGUGCCGAUGAAGAAGAUCGUCCUACCUCUGCUCACAACUUUCUUGACGCAUAUUGCGGACAUUGCGCGGGCCUUGGAUGAGGAGGCUUGGAAUGAGAACUUCGGAAACCCCGUGUCGAUGCAGUUGAAGGGACUGCAAACGAUCAUGGAUACCCUUCGUGAGGAGAGGGUCAGUACUGAGGGGCUGGAUCUGUUUGAACGGCUGAUGAAGCGAACAGUGGAGGAAAAGGGGGAGGGUGCGGGAUUGGCUGCAAUGGGAACCUACUUGCUGCAGGAUUGA
Colletotrichum karsti is the source of this 918-nucleotide messenger RNA. RefSeq lists its product as uncharacterized. The record is from RefSeq and is a predicted model, not a curated record. The coding region runs from base 1 to 918 and encodes 305 amino acids. The transcript has a single exon. Lineage: Eukaryota; Fungi; Ascomycota; Sordariomycetes; Glomerellales; Glomerellaceae. Gene Ontology annotation, molecular function: NADP binding; oxidoreductase activity.